AACCCUGCCUUGUGGGGUUUGAACUUGAGGACGGACAUUUUCGUCAAUGUAUCAAAGAGCUACGAAGGUUGAAGCGUCGACGAGAGGCUAAUAUUACACCGCUUGAGGAAAAGUCGUGGGUGUCACGUGGAUGAAACCCUUAUCUGCAGAUAUACUGGAGUAGGUAGACAUAAAAAUCGAUAAGAGAAGAAUAUUUCCUCGUCAACGUGGAUCGGUCGCGUAUCUGUUAAAUGAUCUGAGUGUAGUAUUUCGACACUGCUGAAUGAGCCAACAAGCCCUGAGAUAUUUCCUCUCUUUCGUAACAUUCAAUUGCAGUCAUUCGCGCGCAGAAAAUAAAUCCCACGAUAAAAAUGUCUGCGAGCCUCCUAGUACGUUUGUCGGUUCGAAAACCGGCCAGAAAAUUGGCUAAAUUAUACUCCACCAGCGGAACCAGCUUGGAGCAUCCUGACACAUUCGAUUUGGUGAUAGUGGGCGGAGGCAUCGUGGGGUGUGCAACGGGAAGAGAAAUGCUGAUAAGACAUCCAGCAAUGAAAAUAGCGAUUGUCGAGAAAGAGAAGGACCUAGCGAUGCACCAGACUGGGCAUAACAGUGGCGUGGUGCAUGCCGGUAUAUAUUACGCCCCGGGAAGUUUGAAGGCCAAACUCUGCGUCGAGGGUGCAAAAUUGUCGUACGAUUACUUCGACAAACAUAACGUCCCGUACAAAAAGGUGGGAAAGCUUAUUGUCGCCAAGGAUGCAAAAGAGGCGAUCAGAAUCGACGAACUCUUUGAUCGCGGGACGAAAAACAACGUCCCGGAUCUCGAAGUCGUUGGAAAAAAUCGUAUAAAAGAUUUUGAAACGAACAUUCAGGGCGAGAAAGCGCUCUGGUCACCAUGGACCGGUAUCGUGGACUGGGGUGCGGUCUGCAAGGUAUUCGGUGAGGAGUUCAAAAAAAUGGGGGGUGAAGUAUUCCUCAAUUCCGAGGUGACAGGGUUCACCGAAAUGAUAGAGUCCAAAGGCACACGUGGUAAACUGAUGCCGAUGGUCGUCCAUACUAGGAAUAACAAGUACAUUCCGACGAGGUUUGUUUUGACUUGUGCCGGAUUGCAUUCAGAUCGCGUUGCGAAAUUGACAGGAUGCGACGUGAAUCCCAGGAUUGUUCCAUUCCGAGGGGAGUACUUCAGGAUGUCGGACACGACCAAGUCCCUCAUCACAACGAACGUUUAUCCAGUACCAGACGCCCGGUUUCCAUUUUUGGGUGUCCACUUUACACCCAGAAUGUCCGGGGAUGUGUGGAUAGGACCAAAUGCUGUCUUAGCGUUAUCCAGAGAAGGCUACAGUUGGACACAAGUAAACUUGAGAGACUGUAUCGAGAUGGCCACAUUCCCAGGCCUGUAUAAGCUUUGCUCCAAGUAUGCGCUUCCAGGAGCUCUGGAGAUGAUUAAAUCCAUAUUCCCCUCACUGACUGUCAAGGACUUGCAGAAAACUCUCCCUGGAAUCACUAGGAAGGAUAUAUUGAGGGACAAGGCUGGAGUCCGAGCACAGGCUUUGAAUGAUAAGGGGGAGCUGGUGGAUGACUUUGUCUUUGACGGAGGCGAGGGUAGCAUUGGAAGCAGAGUAAUUCACUGUCGUAAUGCUCCUUCACCAGCGGCGACAAGCAGUAUGGCGAUAGCAAAGUACAUUUCAGACAAGCUCGAAAACGAUUUCAAGUUAUGAAGAAAAUGUUUGAAGAUAGGACUCCUGGUCUUAUCCUAGUUUUCUAAUAAUUGUCUAUAAUUUUUUCUACUUGGCAUGAUAUACGCGCAUCGAAAGAGAAAAUAAUUCUUUGCCAAAGAAUCUCACCAGAACCUGAGUCUCUGAGUCUUAACUGAGAAAACGUGAAAUGUUGCAUUCGGGACCUAAGACUUACUCAAAACCAAAACGAUUGUUGAAGUAAAAUCCAUCUAUUUAUCAUCAGUGAUGAUAAUAACAAUAUAAAUCGUGAAACCUCACCAGUGAUCA
Molecule: messenger RNA, 1979 nt
Organism: Diprion similis
Lineage: Eukaryota; Metazoa; Arthropoda; Insecta; Hymenoptera; Diprionidae
Gene: L2HGDH
Product: L-2-hydroxyglutarate dehydrogenase, mitochondrial
Exons: 7
Coding region: 351-1694 (447 amino acids)
Molecular function (GO): (S)-2-hydroxy-acid oxidase activity; (S)-2-hydroxyglutarate dehydrogenase activity
Source: RefSeq, a predicted model, not a curated record